Molecule: messenger RNA, 1504 nt
Organism: Lotus japonicus
Lineage: Eukaryota; Viridiplantae; Streptophyta; Magnoliopsida; Fabales; Fabaceae
Product: aluminum-activated malate transporter 2-like
Exons: 6
Coding region: 40-1503 (487 amino acids)
Biological process (GO): malate transport
Cellular component (GO): plant-type vacuole membrane
Source: RefSeq, a predicted model, not a curated record
ACAAUUUUUAUUGCCAUUAAUUGUAGUAGGAAAAAAUAUAUGGGGUCUGAGGCAAAUCCAAAUAGUGGAGGUGAUGUACCUACUAUUGUUACCAGGGUCCCUAAGCAUUGGCAAAGGUUGGUGACUUUGCCUAGUGAGUUUGCUGCAAAGGUACAAGAGAUGAUUUUGCAGCUGAAGAAAGUGGGAAAAGAUGAUCCCAGAAGGGUGAUUCAUUCUUUGAAAGUAGCACUUGCCAUUACCAUAGUUUCCGCGUUUUACUAUUUAAACCCUCUCUAUGAUGGCUUUGGUUCGUCUGGAAUAUGGGCUGUUUUCACUGUCGUCUUUGUCUCAGAAUUCUCAGUAGGAGCAACGUUGGGAAAAGGUGUAAAUAGAGGUAUCGCAACGCUUUCGGGUAGUGCUCUUGGGCUUGGAUGUUACUACAUGGUUUGUCUAAUUUCAAGAGGAGAUCACACUACAGUGGAACCUGUACUUCUUGGAGUCAUAACUUUUCUAUCAAGUGCAGGAGCCACAUAUCUUCGUUUUUUACCUCAAUUGAAGGUUAGGUAUGAUUAUGGGUUGCUGAUCUUUAUCUUGACAUUCAGUUUUGUAUCCUUAUCAAGCUACAGAGAAUCCAACAUACAAGAGAUUGUAAAGAAAAGGAUAAUCACAAUCCUCACAGGUUGUUUAAUCUCUGUUUCGGUCUGCAUUUUUGUGUGCCCAAUUUGGGCUGGUGGUGAUCUUCACAAUCUAGUAUCAAAAAAUAUUGAAAAACUUGGGAACUUUAUUGAAGGAUUUGGAAAGGAGUAUUUCACCACAUCAGAGGUUGGAGAAUCAAAUAUUAAAUCCUAUAUGCAAGGAUAUAAGAGUGUACUUGAUUCAAAACAAGUUGAACAAAACUUGGCUAACUUAGCAAAGUGGGAGCCCUGCCAUGGUCGAUUCAGAUUUCAUCAUCCUUGGCAACAAUAUCUGAAGAUUGGAAACCUGACAAGGCAAUGUGCAUUCCGUAUUGAUGCCCUCAAUGGCUUCCUUAAUUCUACAAUGGCACCAUUGGAAAUCAGAAGCAAAAUACAAGAUCCAUGCAUGAAGAUGAGCACAGAAUUAGGAAUGGCUUUAAAGGAACUAGCAGUUUCAAUCCAAAAAAUGAUUCCACCAUGCGCCGCAGAACCUCACAUUGCAAUUUCUAAGAUUGCUGCAGCGAAACUCAGGUCCAUGAUCCAAACAGGAUUGUGGGAAGGUACCAAUCUAUUUGAGGUUGUUCCAGUUGUGACUAUGGCUUCCCUGUUGCUUGAUGUGGUUUCUUGCACUGAGAGACUCGCUGAGUCAAUACAAGAACUAUCUAGCUUAGCAAAAUUUAAGCAUAAGGAAAGUAAAAUUGCAGCAGAGAACUCAGAGAAUCCUCAUGAUCAAGAGGAAGCUCCACAAUCAGCUUCUUGUGACAACAGGGGUCCUCAUCAUGUUAUUGCAAUCAAUCAACCUUGUACGAACUUGUCACAUGAUGGGAAAUCCCAAUUGCUUAGGAGUUAGG